Messenger RNA from Entelurus aequoreus (snake pipefish), 2656 nucleotides. It is a transcript of the gene arrdc2, whose product is annotated as arrestin domain containing 2. NCBI's taxonomy places the organism in Eukaryota, Metazoa, Chordata, Actinopteri, Syngnathiformes, Syngnathidae. Bases 380 to 1612 code for a protein of 410 amino acids. The record is from RefSeq and is a predicted model, not a curated record. The transcript has 7 exons. Gene Ontology annotation, biological process: protein transport. Gene Ontology annotation, cellular component: plasma membrane; cytoplasm.
GGGGGGUUUCUGACAGGAUUUGUCCUCGUUGUUUCGCUUUUGGUUUAUUCCAAAUGAAUCCUGUCCUCGCAUGGGUUUCAGUACUUUGCCGCGAUGUGGAAUAACGUAUUUCUCGUUGAAAAACGAAUAUUAAAGGAACCCCCCAAUGUAUCGACUCGAACGUGAGUGUUGAAAAGUCCUUGCCAAGGGGCCGCCCGUGAAGGCAUCAUCGCCCAGCCUUCAGCGCUCUCCUGAGACUUACAUAAUAAAUGCAGAGCCGCCCACUUCGAUUUCCUGCAAAUAGGCCUCCAACCGAAACUGCAAAACAUUCUCAAGUCCAGACCAGCAACCUCCAACAUCCGCCCUCACCUGAGAGAAGGAAUUAACCCCCACCAAGAAGAUGAUUUUCGACAAGCUAAAAAAGUUGGACAUAGUCUUCGACUCCACGGACGUGGACUGUCCCCCCGUGUACAGCAGCGGGGACGUGGUCUCCGGCCGGGUGGUGCUGGAGCUCACCAGGGAGGCGCGACUGGACUCCCUGAAGCUCCACGCCGAAGGCUUCGCGAAGGUGCACUGGACCGAGUCCCGCUCCGCAGGCUCCAGCACCGCCUACACGCAGAACUACAGCGACGAAGUGGAGUAUUUGAACCGGAGAGAAGUGCUGCUGCAGGCAGAUAAUGGAGAAGUGACCGUCCUUCCUGCGGGCAGACAUGAGUUCCCGUUCAGCUUCCAGCUUCCAGAGGAGACGCUCGUCACCUCCUUUGAGGGUAAACACGGCAGCAUUCGUUACUGGGUCAAAGUGAAGCUGCACAGACCAUGGGCAGCCGUCAAGAAGAUCAAGAAGGAGUUUACAGUCAUUGAGCCCAUUGACAUAAACACACCAGCGCUACUGGCACCACAGGCCGGAACAAAGGACAAGAUGGCACGAACGUGGUACCGCAACUUUGGACAAGUGUCUGUCACUGCAAAGAUUGACCGCAAAGGUUACACGCCAGGCGAGGUCAUACCAGUCUUUGCAGAGUUUGACAAUGCCACUUCUCGGUCCAUCAUACCCAAAGCCUUCAUUACGCAGACUCAGACGUUCAUUGCCCGCGGCACCAUGAAGCAGAAGCGCUCAGUGGUGGCCACUCUCAGUGGCGACGUGGUGGGCGCCAGGUGCAGAGAGACCUGGCACGGUCGGGCCAUCAAGAUCCCACCCGUGGGUCCGUCCAUCCUGCAGUGCCGCAUCAUCAAAGUGGAAUACAUGCUUAAAGUGUGUGUCGACGUCCCGGGGACCUCCAAGCUGUUUCUUGAGCUGCCCCUGGUCAUAGGCACCAUCCCUCUCCAUCCUUUCGGAAGCAGGACCUCCAGCGUCAGCAGCCAGUACAGCGUCAAUUUGGAGUGGCUGCGUAUGGCCAUCCCCGAGCAGCCCGAGCCUCCUCCAGAGUACAGCUCUGUGGUGACGGAGGGCGAGGCUGAGCAGUGCAGCAGCAACACGGCGUCUCCUCAACCGGUCGACGAGCUGAGCGGGAUCCUCGAGCGUCCCCUUAUGGCGUUUGUGCAAGAGUUCCGCUUCCUACCGCCGCCUGUGUACAGUGAGGUUGACCCCAAUCCUCAGCCCUUGAACAUAAGGCCUCGCUGCAUGACGUGCUAAAUUGCAAGAUCCCGCCUGAGCGUUGAGCGACUUCAAUGAUCCUGUGAAUCAGAAGGUCCGUCUUCUCCGAUUCGUCCUCUUUGAAAAGCGGCACCUGGUUGCAUCGGUGCUGCCGAGAGACUGUGGUGAGCGCCGUGGUGAUAGCCGCGCCGGGGCUAAAAGAUGGCGGGAGGAGCCCCUUGCUUUGUUUCCAGUCCGUACGUGGACUCUUUGCGGUUCUGCUGAGAUGGAAACAGUGGCUCGACAUCAGAGAACUUUGCCUUCUGAUGAGAGCUGCAAUAACCUCCCGAUUCCAAAUCCCCUGAUCUGAAAGUGAGAUUUAAGGAGUUUUGGACUAGUUGGGAGGGUGGGGGAUAUCAUUUUGUGCCCAGUGGGCAUUUCAGGUGUCAAAGUGCCUUAAAUUGACAAGUUUACGAUACAUUGUCAUCUUUAAAAUGAUGUAAAGAAAGAAGUGCAAUUAUUGUCCAGUCUUUACGUCCCCUUUAACACAACGUUAACAUGAUGUGUUUUUAGUGCCUGUGAUGAUUUCUACUGUUAACCGAGCACAUUACACGGAAUGAUAGUGUAAUCGUAAAUGCAGCUGAGAAGUUGAGUAAGCCAGACAGAGAUGUGUUUUUUAUGCAUGCAGUAAACCGUAUGUGAAAGGGAAAAUACAUAUGCCUUGAAGGGUAUUGGUAAGUUGAAAAGAAAGAAAAUGGAACAUGAACAGUUAGACGGUCAACUUUGUAUUGUCAACGAAGUGUGGAAGUUUGUGGAUGCACGUAGCGGAAACAGAAUGUUGGUGUUUACAAUGGCACAAGGCUCACUGAUAAGCCUUAAAACAAGCUUUAAACUGGAGAUGCCUCUGGCGUUUACAGAUUGAGAUCAUUCCAAAAAAAAAAAAAAACAACUCUGGGAUUAUCUAUUCCUGUACUUCCAAAACAAAAGUGAGUAAUGAGUGGGAAAGUAAGUCUGGUGUCAGCUGUAUGAGAGCAUGAAUGUCUUUUUAAUACAAAUACAAUGUUAACUCUCAAUCUUGUCAAUGUUUUUAUUGAAUAAACUAUA